CCAACGGCUCCUUUGAACCCUGCCUCGUUGGUGGCCACUGGAGAAGCGCGGGGGGCUCCCCAGACAGCCGUGGGGAGAAGUUAGAGCCAGCACUUUACCCCAGGCCUCGCGUGUAGCGUUCCCUCCCCCUGCUCAGGUGCCCCAGUGUCCUGAGGGGAGUUUUGGGGUGUGCCCUCCGUACACGUCCCAAGCCCCGGGUAACCUUCCCGGCUUGUGUUCCAUCUCUGUUUGGGCUUCCUGCACAGUGGUCGGGGGCCACUACUUUGCAUCAUGUCCCGGUAUAGCUACCAAAAUCUCCUGGAUUGGCUCUAUGGGGGCGUGGACCCCAGCUUUGCAGGCAAUGGGGGCCCCGACUGUGCUGCCUUUCUCUCUUGGCAGCAGCGGCUGCUGGAAAGUGUGGUGGUCCUGACCCUGGCCCUGCUGGAGAUCCUGGUGGCCCUGCGGCACAUCCUGAGGCAGACGAAGGAGGACAGUAAGGGUGGCCGUGGCAGCCAGCCAGAGCAGGUGACCCAGCGGCCAGAGGAAGGCAAGGAGAGCCUGAGCAAGAAUCUGCUCUUAGCAGCCCUGUGCCUGACCUUCGGGGUGGAGGUGGGCUUUAAGUUCGCCACCAAGACCGUCAUCUACCUGCUCAACCCCUGUCACCUGGUCACCAUGAUGCAUAUCUUUCUCCUGGCCUGCCCUCCAUGUCAAGGAGCGAUCGUUGUCUUCAAGCUGCAGAUGCACAUGUUAAAUGGGGCUCUUCUGGCCUUGCUCUUUCCUGUGGUAAAUACUCGCCUGCUCCCCUUUGAAUUGGAGAUCUAUUACAUUCAGCACGUUAUGCUCUACGUGGUGCCCAUCUAUCUGCUGUGGAAAGGAGGUGCUUAUACCCCGGAACCCCUCAGCAGCUUCCACUGGGCCCUUCUCUCCACUGGCCUGAUGUUCUUUUACCACUUCAGCAUCUUGCAGAUCCUGGGCCUGGUCACCGAAGUGAAUUUGAACAACAUGCUGUGUCCGGCCAUCUCAGACCCAUUCUACGGCCCGUGGUAUCGCGUCUGGGCCUCGGGACACCAGACUCUCAUGACCAUGACCCACGGGAAGCUGGUCAUCCUGUUCUCAUACAUGGCUGGGCCCCUGUGUAAAUAUCUGCUGGAUUUGCUCCGGCUUCCAGCCAAGAAAAUAGACUGAAGGUGGUUGUAUUUCUUUCUUCCUUUUUUUUCCUUCUUUGUUUUGUUUUUCCUCCCUGAGGAAGCAAUUCCCAACUUGACUUGGAGAACAAUCAGUUCUUUUCUUUGUCUUUUUCUUUUUUCCCCUCCUGUGUCCCUUUCUUCCACCAUUCUUCCUUCCCCAGUCCUUCCUCCCAGGACUUCUCCUUAAGUGCUGGGGGGAGGGGUGGUGGUGGAAUUGUCCUUCUUCCCUUUGACUGUCCUCCCUGUUCCUAGUGGCCUUACAUGGGGAGAUGGCAGUUGGUGUCUCUUUCACUUUGGUCGUUGGGUGCUUUUACUAAUAGCUGGUUAAGGAGAAAGGGAACAGAAAGCAGUCGUUCUUUUUGGCGUUUAAGUCACAUGACUGACUGGGUUGUGGUUCAUUUCUACACUGCCAGGGACCUCCAGGCUUAUGCGAGGUAGGGGUGGGGUGUCCCCUUUUGUCCCCAGCACAGCCUCAUCAUCAGGGGACUGAGGCCUUGUUUCUAUACCAGCAGUAAGCCCAAAGCAUAGGGAUGUCCUAGCUCACAGCCAAAGUAGGACUGCCCGAGAUUCUUCGCACUGGUGGCCCAUGAUUCAAAGCAAGCAGCCAACUGGCCGCUCCCCUCCAGCAUGCUGCCUGGGGUGGCAGGUGGGGGCCAUCACCCAGGCCAAGGCCUAGAUUCCAUUUAGGGGGAAAGAGAAGGGUGGGGGCAGAGUGAUUGCCAUGAUAAAUCCAAAGGGAACAAAGUGAAACCAUGUCCACACUGGCCAAGCCCCUGUGCCAAUGCUGCACAGGAGAGCUGAGAACUGACCUACCCAGAGCUCCUCUGACAUGGGCCUGGCAAUUCAUCAACGCAAGUGGUGACUUGAGAGAACUGUGAUUUGAACCACUGGCUCCGUUUCAGUUUCACGUUGAUCGUAGCUCCCCUGUGAAUCUGCAGUGGCUCUUAAAUGUCCUCUCUUUCCCGCUCUCUUCUAGAAAGGCAGCUGUAGGAAAGAAUGCACUGGCGUUUUGAUGUGGUCUUGGUGUGUGAGUUGGGAGAAGCCGUGGAGCAGGGUCCAGUCCUACCAGGGCUCCUGUGGGCCCAUCUCUUGCCAUUUUUUGUCAGCAGUCCGAGUUAAGCAACGUUCCUGGCAACAUGUUUCCUCUCGGGCCAGGUUACCUACUCGAGGGAAGACUCAGUGCUGACUUGUUUCACAUGGAGGAACUCCUCACCCUGCCCCUCCCAGCACCCCUGUCUAGGCAGGGAUGAAGGCAGCUAGGCAUCGGGUCCCCACUAGUCAAGGUUCAAGUCCUCGGUAAGGAGGCCCUUUAGGAUAUGACUUUAUGGCAAGGAUUGAGCUCAAGGGUGCAUGGGCCUCAAGAAAAAAGAGAGGGACUGGGCAUUGGCUGAGUCCUGGUGGUGUAAUGGGUUACUCACUGGGAUGCUAACCCAAAAGUCUGCAGUUGGAAACCAGUAGCAGCUCAGCAAGAGAAAGAAGAGGCUUUCUCCUCCUGUAAAGCUUCAGACACUCCCUGGAGUGGUUCUCCCCUGUCCUUCCAGGGUCGCUGUGAGGUAGAGUUGAUGCACUAGCAGUGAGUUUGGUUUCUUUGGAUUACAUGCCUCCUACGAAGCACAGGUUGGCUUUAGAACAGGCAGGAUCAUUCAGUGGCUUUUCUCUGAUGAGUUGCCUCUCCCUUUUCCCCCUCUGGACAACUAGUGGCUGUGAGCUAGUUCCUGCAUUUCCAGUGGUGAUGUAUCAGACCUCAGUGGAGCUUCAGGGACUCAGUGCUCAAGAUAUUUCAUAAACGGGUCUAUAGGAGACAGCAGCGUUCAGGAGGGUCUCUCAGAGGGAACAGACCCAGAGUUGCAAUCCCAGGACCCCUAGAUUGUGGGGACAGCUGGCAUGGAGGCACCACUGUCUGUGGGAGUGCGAGGGCAGACAGGGACAACGUAGUUCCUGAGGGUUCCGAAGCAGCAUUUCCUAGAAGUCUUUGAGGACUUGGUCAAGCUUUUCUUAGGGGCUUCGCCCUUUGGGAAGGCCCGCUCCCUGCCAGCCCCAGCCCCCACUCAAGAAUUGAGCCAUCACUAAAUGACUCUGUUUCCCCACACACCGAGGCGCAUAGAACUAGCUGAUGAGGAAAUGUGCUAGGGUUGAGUGCCCCUUGGCCUGGUCACAAGAGGCAAAGUUGGAAGGAGGUCGGGGGAGGAGCCCCAUGGGCCUUGCCUUGCCCCCAGCAGUCUGUCCAGGGACUACAGGCAGAUGCUGGGGGGAGGUGGGUCCUCAGCUCGGGCAAGCCACAGGGGUGUGAUUCGGCAGGCUGUCUUUUCUUCCCUAUCCCUGUGGCCAUCAGCUCGCCCUCUGCCCACACUGGGACAACUCGCAAGGCUUGCCUUUGCCCUGGCCACAGCUCAGUGCCCCAUAUGGCUGACACCCUCUGCCGCUUAGAAGAGGGUGAAAGCCACAUGACAGGUAGGGCCAGGCCAGCCACAGACCCACCUGGCAGGAAAGCGAAGGAGCAAGAUCAGGCCUCUAGGCUGGCUCCGACUCACGUGAGCACAGUGGGCAGGCCUGGGAUAGAGUGAGUAUAGUGGGCAGUGGGGCUAUUGCCAUAGGAGAGACCUGGGGUCCAGCUCAUGGGGAGAAAAGCAACUUUGCUGGACACCUGCUUUGGGAGUUGGCUCCCCUACUUAACCAACUGCCAGCCUGAUGCCCCCAGCCUUGCACCAGGAAUGAGGUUGCCACACCUGGUGGCCAGUCGGCCCUGACUGACCCUCUCCUUUCUAGGGCUUUCCUGCCAUUGCCAAGGUGGCCCCCAUGCCACCCAGAUCAAGUUCCCAUACUCCAUUGGCCAACAUAUGGAAGCCCCGUAUGUGUGUGAGUGUAUAAAGAGUGCUUGUACAAGUAGCCCAUUUCCUUGAAAAUAGUGCCAGGAAAGGCAAAGAGGCUCCCUUAAGUCCUCAGGUGGCCUUGGCCAAGGAUCUAGGCCCAUGAGAACAUGCUGUUUCACUGGCCAACUCGUGACAUCAACCCAGAACAGCAGAGGGAUUGACACACCCUUCCGACUUCCCCCAACCCACUCUGAGUAUUUGGUUUUCUGCACCAAAGAUGAUCUGGCCACCUUUGCUCCCUGAGGCAGAGUGACAUGUUCCUCAGUUAGCUUGCAACAGGCUCCACCUUGCUUCUGAAGCCACGGCUCAGGUCCCUGAGCCAACCUUCCAGUCCUCCUGUAGGUUUUUUCGCCUUCACACAGGGCCGGUGAGACCCUCAGGGCGAUCCACACUUUAUCCUCCAGGACCUCAGCCUAGCUCUCCGAUAGAACCCCUUUGGCAGUCAGUCACCUCUGUCAGCGUUGGUAUGCUUGUGAUCAUGGCAAAUUCAGUGUUUUGUGCAGUGGGCACAGUGCUCCCCACCCCUGGGCAACAGCUGAUCUUUGUACGCAGACCCUUCCCCUCCCUCCCUCCCUCCCUCCCUCACUCCCUCCCUCCGCCCCAGGGUUUGCAGAAGUUGAGGUCUGAAGCGUGUGUCCUCUUUGGAAGUGUUGUCUGAAGGUCUUCUUGUUGGUUUCUACUCGAGGGGAAAGAGGGAAGUGAGAGGGGCAAAGAGCGAGACCUUUAGUGACAAUACGAAGGAGGGUUACCUACAGGCUUUUCCCAGGCUCCUUUGCAAACCCCAACUUGAGAGGGGGCCUCCCACCACCACCCCUGCCUGCCCUGCCCUCUCUGAUGUAGGUAGAGGCGGCCCAAGGGAGCAAACAACUCUCUUGUGUAUAUCGAGUGAGCCUGUGCGGACUCAGAAACACCUAGUUGCUUCUUGUUGCUCGACUGUGACGUUUUGGUAACACUGGUGUGUUACUUGUGGGAUACAGCAUACCUACAAAUCAACUCCAGUGAGGGGAGUCCAGGGGUGGGGAUGAAAAAAACACCCCCCCAAAACAGGGAGCAAAAACUAAGCCAAGCUGUUAUUUUUAGAAGUGCUUUCUUUGCCUUCAGUGUCCAGUUGGGGUUCCCUUGUCAAGCAUUCUUCAGAUCUCUCCGUGCUCUGGUGAUCCAGAGAGCCAAGAUGCACUGAUCUGGACUAGUUCCUGCCAAGGACUUGUCCCUCUUCCUCCUCUUCCUGCUCCCAUCCUUCCUCCUUCCCCCUCUUCUCCCUUCCUGAGCUGGAGUUGCUAUGCACUGAGUGCACCUCUCGCUGUCACCCCCUUCUCUCCCCUCCCCAACCUCUACCCCCACCCCCACGGGCGCCCUCUUUUGAACUACUCUUUGCGAGUUGCCCUCAACAGUGGGUGGAGGGGUUUGGGGUGGGAUUCAGUGUUUGGGGAAGGCUGGUUCUUGGGUAUUAUGGUCUCCCCCCACCCCCACCAGGUUUGCUCUACCUCUUGGGGGCAUUUUGUAAUGCGUUUUCUCUGAUUUGUAAAACCCUUUGAUUGUACUGAACUGGUGUCUGGAGUCACCUUUGGAAAUAAAAGGUCAUGAAUUUGUG
Molecule: messenger RNA, 5627 nt
Organism: Echinops telfairi (small Madagascar hedgehog)
Lineage: Eukaryota; Metazoa; Chordata; Mammalia; Afrosoricida; Tenrecidae
Gene: TMEM164
Product: transmembrane protein 164
Exons: 6
Coding region: 271-1164 (297 amino acids)
Source: RefSeq, a predicted model, not a curated record